AUGUUAGCUGCACAAUGUAAUAAAAUAUCGACGAAUAAUCCCAAAUAUUCUCAACUAUCAUCGACAAAUUCAUCUCCAAUAUCGCGAACAAGCUUUUACGCUUGGAAAAAACCAAAUUCAGCAACGUCUCCACAAACGAUACCAUCAGCAUCAUCCUAUCCAAAUGUCAUUCAAGUUCCCUCACAACGAUCAUUGAAUCCUCCAAGUGAUUUAUUCUACACAAGUUUAUCAUCUCAUAUGCAUAACAACAACGAUCAACAAGAUUCAACGUCAGCAUCAUCAAUUUCAAAUUCAUUAGGUCGACUUCGACAAGAGGCAGCUCAAGCAGCAUACGAACACGUUCUAUUAAACGGGAGUGGUCAUCAUCUGACAUCAUCUAUCAAUGAUGCUCCAAAUUGGCUCAAUAAUCACUCAUGGACAAAUGAUCCACAACCACAAUUAAUGUUUUCUACAAAUAGAAAUACGAAUGAUAAUCAGUUUAGCGGAUCGGCUUACACGGAUUUAUUAUCAGUUGGUCACUAUUCGGAUAAUAGUUAUCGAAAUGAAUUUCGCUUGUUUCCUCCACCGCCACUCCCACAUCAUCACAAUCCUCAUAUCCAUCAACUUCAACAAAACAAUCACACAUCAACACCAAUUCCAACUCAACAACAGCAGCAACAACAACAACAACAACAACAACAACAACAACAAUCAAUGAACAGUUCAAAUACAGGUGGAGUGUCUUCUAUAAAUAUAAAACAGCCGAAAAGUAGUCGUGCUCAAUGCGAUUGCCCUAAUUGUCGCGAAGUCGAUCGUUUGGGACCAGCUGCUGCUCAUUUACGAAAACGAAAUAUACACAGUUGUCAUAUACCAGGAUGCGAGCGGCCAUUUGUCUGCAAUUGGCUAUUUUGUGGAAAACGUUUUACCAGAUCAGAUGAACUUCAACGACAUCUUCGAACACAUACAGGAGAAAAACGAUUUGCUUGUCCAAUCUGUUCAAAACGUUUUAUGCGUAGUGAUCAUUUGAAUAAACAUGUUAAAACUCAUUCGAUAAAUUCUGUAAAUGGUACAAAUCAAACACGAAAAAUCGAUUCAGAUUCAGAAAAUAGUCGAGAAGAUAAUCAUCAUUUAUUGCAUGAUAUUAAACGUGAACCAAGAAUGAAUGAAUAA
Didymodactylos carnosus is the source of this 1149-nucleotide messenger RNA. The record is from the annotation of a GenBank genome assembly. NCBI's taxonomy places the organism in Eukaryota, Metazoa, Rotifera, Eurotatoria, Philodinida, Philodinidae.